CAAAUUUAUCAGAUCAAAAAUUUUCUUUGUUUUUUCCUUUCUUCUUCACUACCACAUAUUCUCUCUUCUUACCAAAAAAAAAAAAGAUAAAAAAAAAUUAAUAUAAAAUCAAAAAGAUUAAAUUUUUAUAUAAAAUUAAAGGCUUAGAAACAAUCUUUUCUUAGCUGAACAAAUUUUGUAUUCAAAAUUGUUACAUAUUUGAUUGGAAAGAUUGGAAAGAGAAGAGAAAAGAGUGGGGACACCAAAGUUGGGGGGCAGAAUAUAGAGAAGGAAGAACAACGCCCUUCGUUCUACUAUUGCCCCCUCUUUAGAUCUUACUGUUUUCUCAUCUGGGUAUUCUUCAAUCGGUUGAUUCUUGAUUUGGGAAAAUGCAAUCUGAUCUUGGGAAGUUAUUCAUUGGUGGAAUUUCAUGGGACACAAAUGAAGAGCGUCUGAAGGAGUAUUUUAGUACUUAUGGGGAGGUUUUAGAGGCUGUAAUUAUGAAGGAUAGGACUACUGGACGUGCCCGUGGUUUUGGUUUUAUUGUCUUUGCUGAUCCUGCUGUUGCUGAUAGGGUAAUCAAGGAGAAACACAACAUUGAUGGCAGGAUGGUUGAAGCAAAGAAGGCUGUUCCUAGGGAUGACCAGAGCACAAUAAGUAGAAGCAGUCCUAGCAUUCAGGGUUCUCCUGGUCCAGGACGUACAAGAAAAAUAUUUGUUGGAGGUUUAGCAUCCACAGUAACUGAGACUGACUUUAAGGAGUACUUUGAGCAAUUCGGAACAAUCACAGAUGUAGUAGUUAUGUACGACCAUAACACUCAGAGACCAAGAGGCUUUGGGUUCAUAACUUAUGAUUCAGAGGAUGCAGUGGAUAAAGUAUUGCUUAAGCCCUUCCAUGAACUGAAUGGUAAAAUGGUCGAGGUCAAACGUGCAGUCCCCAAAGAGUUAUCACCAGGUCCAAGACUUGGCGGGUUCAACCAUCCAUUAAGUAGGAUCAAUAACUUCCUUAAUGGAUACACACAAGGAUACUCUCCGAAUACAGUUGCAGGAUAUGGAGUCAGGAUGGAUGGUAGAUUUAGCCCCAUUGCUGGAGGUAGGAGUGGUUUUGCUCCAUUUGGUUCUGGUUAUGGAAUGGGGCUUAACUUUGAACCAGGGUUAAGCCCAGGAUAUGGGGGAAGUGCAAACUUUAACAGCAACUUGAGCUAUGGACGGGGACUGAACCCUUAUUAUGUUAAUAGUUCAAGCAGAGUUGGUGGUCCUAUUGGAUUUGAUGGAGUAAAUGGAGGAAGUAGUUCAUUCUUCAGCUCAGCAACUCGGAAUUUGUGGGGAAGUGGGGGUUUGGGUUAUGGAACGAACUCCACAAGCUCUAGCACCUUUGCAGUAGCUGGAAAUGGGAACACCGGGGCUGGAAACUUUAGCAACACUGGAGUUUGGGGUUCAUCUUCAAUUUCCCCUCAAGGUAGAGGAAAUGUUUCUAACCAAAGUGGAAAUCUUGGUUAUGGGGGUGAUGAUAGUUUAUAUGGGUUGACUGGAGGCUAUGGAAGAAAUGUUACAUCAAGUGGGGCUCCUACCUCAUCAUAUCCUGCAUCUAAUGGUAGCUAUGAUGGGCCUUUAGCUGAUUUUUACAGUGGUGGUUUGGGAUAUAGUGAUUCCACUUGGCGCUCUGCAAAUUCUGAGCGAGAUGGAUCUGGUUCAAUUGGUUAUGGACUCGGCAAUGCACCCUCAGACAUGCCACCUAAAAAUUCUGCUAGUUAUGUUGGCAGUUAUGGUGUUGGUAAAAGACAGUCAAACAGCGCUGAUUCUAGCUGUUUCUGAUCUUGCUUCAUCCAGAUUUGGGAUUGGUGGCUAGGAGAAUAUUGGCAAGCAAGGGUGUUACAUUAGGUGAAACUUUGGUGUAGAAUUUGAAUCAUGAAUUUUGCAUACUUCUAUAGCUAUAUGAAGUUGAGGUGUUAAAGAAUUGGAUAUCCUUUUGUAGGGCUAACUGGAGUUGCUUGUUUUGAAGGUCUAGAGAUAGAAGUUUACAAGAUUUUGUGCUAAAGGGUUUUUUGUUUUGAGUUUAUGUCUUUAGGAGUUCCCCCUUUUUUGUUUUCCUUGAGUGAGGUGUAAAAUCAGAUUGCGGCAUAUAGUCAGAAAUGUAUCGUGCAUCUCUGGUGAGGCAACGAUACAUACAACAACAACAUAGACAGAAAGUUUUGCGUAAAAUCUUUAGAGUUAAAUGUUUUUUGCUGUAACGUUGCAGAUUCUCGUCUGGUAAUGUGUUUGUUCUGUAGUUUCCCUUAAAUGGGAUUUUCCUUUUUUUCAUUUGGAUGUAAGGGAGGUUGUUGAUUUAGUGUGAUACAUUUUAGGGAUACCCAUCUAGGGUCUCCUAAUGAAUAAUUUACUGCAUAUUGAUGCUAUUCACUUCACUUGUUCUAAAUUCUUAGUCAUUGAUAUUGUAACUUUUUAUCUGGAUGACUUCUAAACUUUACAUUA
Solanum pennellii is the source of this 2450-nucleotide messenger RNA. RefSeq names its product heterogeneous nuclear ribonucleoprotein 1. Lineage: Eukaryota; Viridiplantae; Streptophyta; Magnoliopsida; Solanales; Solanaceae. Gene Ontology annotation, molecular function: RNA binding. Bases 369 to 1793 code for a protein of 474 amino acids. The record is from RefSeq and is a predicted model, not a curated record. The transcript is spliced from 5 exons.